AUGGAUCAUGCUAACCACACCUGGACCCAGACUUUCACCCUUGCUGGCUUCACUCCUUCUGGCACUCUGAGACCUCUUGCCUUUCUGGGAACCCUGUGCAUCUAUCUCCUCACACUUGGAGGGAACUUGUUUAUCAUUGUCCUUGUCCAAGCAGAUUCAGGGCUGUCGACUCCCAUGUACUUCUUUAUCAGUGUCCUCUCCUUCCUGGAACUCUGGUAUGUCAGCACCACAGUGCCCACCUUGCUACAUACCCUGCUCCGUGGACGUUCACCCAUCCCAUCGGCUGCAUGCUUUGUCCAGUUGUAUGUCUUCCAUUCCUUAGGCAUGACUGAGUGCUACCUGUUAGGUGUCAUGGCUCUGGACCGCUACCUGGCCAUCUGUCGCCCACUGCAUUACCAUGCGUUCAUGAGCAGACAGAUACAGCUGUGGCUAGCAGGUGCCACUUGGGUGGCUGGCUUUUCAGCUGCCCUGGUGCCUGCCAGUCUCACUGCCACUUUGCCCUACUGCUUGAAAGAGGUAGCCCAUUACUUUUGUGACCUAGCACCACUAAUGCGGUUGGCAUGCGUGGACACAAGCUGGCAUGCUCAGGUUCAUGGAGCAGUGAUUGGUGUGGCCACUGGAUGCAAUUUUGUCCUCAUCUUGGGACUCUAUGGCGGUAUUCUGACGGCUGUUCUGAAGCUGCCUUCAGCAGCCAGCCGUGCCAAAGCCUUCUCCACUUGCUCUUCCCACAUGACAGUGGUGGCGCUGUUCUAUGCUUCUGCUUUUACCGUGUAUGUGGGCUCGCCUCAGAACAGACCUCAGAGCACCGACAAACUUAUUGCUCUAGUGUACGCCCUUCUCACUCCAUUCCUCAACCCCAUCAUCUAUUCUCUUCGUAACAAAGAGGUGAAGGAGGCUGUGAAAAGGGUCAGUGACAAGAUCAGGACUUCGCUGAGGGAAGCCUGA
Messenger RNA from Mesocricetus auratus (golden hamster), 945 nucleotides. Its product is annotated as olfactory receptor 6N2-like. Gene Ontology annotation, biological process: G protein-coupled receptor signaling pathway. Gene Ontology annotation, cellular component: membrane. The record is from RefSeq and is a predicted model, not a curated record. Lineage: Eukaryota; Metazoa; Chordata; Mammalia; Rodentia; Cricetidae. The coding region runs from base 1 to 945 and encodes 314 amino acids. Gene Ontology annotation, molecular function: olfactory receptor activity; G protein-coupled receptor activity. The transcript has a single exon.